AUUCUUUCCAAUCAGCAGUGUAAGGUGGAGGAAGGUGGAUCAGUCUGUAAUUUCCGGUCAGGGGGAAUGCAUGUGCAUUUAGUUCUCAUUAAAACUACACAGACUUAUGUGAGCGCUAUUAGAUUUGAUCUAGCCUUUGGUCUCUCUCUCUAGACUGGAGUGAUCCUACAUGGAAGUGAAACUGUGCUCUGUGUCUGCCUCUAUAGGCAGUGAUCCUACCUGGAAGUGAAACUGUGCUCUGUGUCUGCCUCUAUAGGCAGUGGUCGCUAGCAGGGGAAACUGUGCUCGGUGUCUGCCUCGAUAGGCAGUGGUCGCUAGCAGGGGAAACUGUGCUCUGUGUCUGCCUCUAUAGGCAGUGAUCGCUAGCAGGGGAAACUGUUCUCUGUGUCUGCCUCGAUAGGCCGUGGUCGUUAGCAGGGGAAACUGCUCUGUGUCUGCCUCUAUAGGCAGUGAUCGCUAGCAGGGGAAACUGUUGCCUGUGUCUGCCUCCUAUAGGCAGUGGUCGCUAGCAGGGGAGGACCACAGCAAACUCAGACGUCCCUACUGUACCUAACCUGAACUUGGAGCACAACCAUUCUGGACUAAGGUGUCCAUGGCCCCUAAUGAAGUGUGAAAUCAAAUCACAGUGAUAAUCACACAGGCAGGAAACUCACUGGAUACUACAGUAGUAUAUGUGAGAUGAAGGCCCAGCGAUGCUGCUGAGAUCACCUCCGCCUCCUCAUCUCUGACGCCAUCAUGCUGAAGACGGAGGCCUCAGGGGAGAGGAGCAAUCUCCGGAGCGCCUCUCCCCACCGCAACGCCUACAGGACAGAGUUCCAGGCCCUAAAGAAGGCCUUCGACCAGCCACCCCGGCAGGACAGCAAGGAGCCCCAGCUCAAGGACACUGAGCGGGUCACCCAGCGCCGGGGACGACAGUAUGGUGCCCACGUUAGCCGCAUCAAGGACAUGUUCAUGCAGAUGCAGGGCACAGAGAGCUCCGGUACUUCCACCAGGCGGGAAGACCCGUCGCCUCAGAAGAUGACCAAGCCCACCAACUUCAUCAACCAGGUUGAUGGCUCAGUCAUCAAGCUCACGCAGCACCCUAUAGCGGACCGGACCAGCGCAGGGUCAAAGGUCGUAGAGGCCAGGAAGCUGUUUGAGCAGCAGUCACGUGAUGCAUCCCAAUCGCCUGUCUACUCCUAUGGCCGGGAGAAGAGGGGUUCCCAUGAGCACCUGGAUGACUGGCGAGGGUCGCGCUCCAACAGGGGCAGCACAGACUCCCUGGACUCACAGUGUUCCAGGACGGAAGCCCAGUCGCCCACCGUGAGCCAGCUGAGCGCUGUGUUUGAGAACGUCGACCACCAGGGAGGGGGAGGAGGGGGCCCAUUCCGGCGAGGACGGGCACUCUACUCCCCUGAUAACUUCCAUCGGCACGGCGACCUCAGCGAAGAUGACUCGCGCCAAUCCCCGGUGCGUGGUGGAGGGUACAGGAACCGCGUGGGGGGCAAACUUCCCGUGUCCUCAUCCUCAGAAGACCUCCUCAGCCCUAGCCCACUGUCGGAGACGGUGGAGCUAAAACCCUUCCUGCAUGAGGAGGAGCCCCAGGAGAGAGAGGAGACAGCAGGGGAGUUAGGACAGAGGGACAGAGAGAGACAUCCCGUAAGGGCCACCACCAACGGAGGGGAAGUGAACGGAUCGUAUGAGGAGAAGCAGGCGGAGGAAACCGACACCUCCAGAGAGACGUCGGGAGUCUGCACAGACUCAAGAUCCACAAAUGAUGCCACCGUCGGGGACAAGACUUCCGAGGACACCUAUGAUACCCCAGCUACCCCAGCCCAGGAUGAAGCCCAGGAUGAGGCAGAAGCCCGUGGGGAGGAGGUGGAGAAUGCCUCCUCCAGGCCCAGGGUCUUUCCAGAGGACCAGGCAGAAGAGCCCAAUGAGGAAUACAGUGGGAACGAGAGGGUGAUUUUUAACGCGGACGGAGACGCUUGCUACCAGGGAUGGGGGGAGAGCUGUACUGACCCUGAGGAUGACCUUUACGGUGAUGAUGACGUCAUCUAUGACCCUGGGAAUGAUCUUACUGAGAUCCCUGGUCUACCAGAGGAAGAGAAGGAGGAUAUCCCUCCGAAGAGGAAACUACGCUUCAGCACCAAACCCAUGAUGGUGUUCAACACCUACUGUAACGAGGACUAUGACCGGAGGAAUGAGGAGGUGGACCCGGUGGCCUCGUCAGCAGAGUACGAGCUGGAGAAGAGGGUGGAGAAACUGGAGCUGUUCCCUGUAGAGCUGGAGAAAGAUGACGAUGGCCUUGGUAUCAGUAUCAUAGGAAUGGGAGUGGGUGCUGACGCCGGUCUGGAGAAACUUGGCAUCUUCGUCAAGACUGUCAUCGAGGGCGGGGCAGCUGAGAGAGAUGACAGGAUCAAGGUGAACGACCAGAUCGUGGAGGUGGACGGCACCAGUCUGGUGGGGGUGACACAGAGCUUCGCUGCCUCCGUCCUGAGGAACACCCAGGGAGUGGUUAGGUUUGUGAUUGGUCGAGAGCGUCCGGGUCAGGUGAGCGAGGUGGCUGCUCUGAUCCAACAGACUCUGGAGCAGGAGAGGAGACAGAGAGAGUUGCUGGAGCAGCAGUAUGCCCAGUAUGACGCUGAUGACGAUGAGACUGGGGAGUACGCCACUGAUGAGGAGGAGGAGGCGGGGCCGGCCGCGGACGGUGUGGGGGAUGAGGAAGGUGACGGGGAGAAGAGCAUCGAGGUGUUCGAUUUGCCGGAAACAGAUGACAUUAUUUCUCCCUCAGAGUUGGACGCUACCAAACUCUACCAGACAUUCAGAGAGCUGCAGAUCAAGCACACUGUCACCGAGGCAGAGAUACAGAAGCUCAAAAACAAGCUUGCUGUGGUGGAGAGGGAGAAGGCGCGCUGGGAGAAGGAGAAGAGCCAGCUGAAGGCCAGCAUGGAGGAGAACAAGGAGAGGAUGCUGAAGCUGGAGAGUUACUGGAUCGAGGCCCAGACCCUGUGCCACACGGUCAACGAGCACCUGAAGGAGGCCCAGUGCCAGUACACCACCCUAGAGAAGAAGUACAACAAGGCCAAGAAACUCAUCAAGGACUUCCAGCAGAAAGAGGUGGAGUUUGUCCAGAAGGAGGAAGCAGAGAGGAAGAGGCUGGAAGAUACAGAGAAGGCCCACCUGGAGGAGAUUCAGGGACUGCAAGUCAGGAUUGCAGCCCUGGAGUCUGAGCUGAUGCAACUGAUGAAACAAAAUGGCAUCCAGAUGAACAACAACAACAACAGCGCCCAACAGCAGAGUCCUGGGAUGGCCGGCCCUGCAAGAGAGCUGAGUGAGGUGGUUCCCCACGCUGGAAGUAGACAGAGACUCUCCAGAGGACUACUACAGGACAGCAUCAGCUCUACAGAGGGAGAGGCAUCAGAGGGCCCUGGCAAUACUUGUUCAUCCAUGCGGAGUGCAGCCUCCAGUACUGUGAAUGAAUCCAGAGCCUGCAGGGCCCCUGACAGUGCUGAGGGCUACCCCAGACACACCCUCCUCCAGCAGGCAGCAGACAACACCGGGUCCCAGUCUCCUGUGUUGUCCAGCCCCUCUCUCAGCCUGGACGAGAAGAUCACCAGGAGUGGUCUGGACCCACCGACACAAAGCAAAGGGAAGGACCCCAGAAGCUCACCAGGAAACAGUUCUACAGAGCCCUCCGCUGAGAAUAGCCCAGAGAGGCUCAAGGCCAAGAAAUCUCUUACUUGGCCCCACUUCUUCUCCUAUUCAUAUGACUUGGUUCCUGUGGUGAAGGAUGAUCUGAGUGUCAGCAGUAGCAGCUCAGUGGAGGUCAGUGGUCUGCUAACUGAAGCCAAGAUGUCCGGUCGCUCACACACCCUGGUGCUCUCCUCAGACGAGAGUCUGGAUAUGAUAGAUGAGGAGAUCCUAGAUGGGGGCCAGUGCCCCAAGCAGCACCAGUGGCAGAACCUCAUUGUGACAGAAUGGACCUCCCAGCAGGUGUCCCGCUGGCUCAUGGGACUAAAUCUGGAGCAGUACAUCCCAGAUUUCAUGGCCAAGAACGUAGACGGAGACCAGCUACUGCAGCUGGACAGUACUGAGCUCAAGACCCUUGGCGUUGCCUCCUCCCAGGACCGGGCUCUGAUCAAGAAGAAGGCAAAGGACCUCAAGGUCCUGAUGGAGAAGGCUCGGAGGAACCGGGAGAAACUGGACAAACAGCGAGAGAAGCUCCGUAAGAAAGAGCUGGAGCAACAACAGAAACAGGCCCACAAACCCAGCAGCAAGGGCUACUCCGAGACAGCAGAAGGCGCAGCAAAGUAACCCACGGCUUUAAGACCUACCUCUCCUUGUCUGUCUACCAACAACCACUACAAAGUAGCAUCUCCAGGGAUAGAAACAGUCACCAGAACCACUGAGCUAAAAUACCAGAUGUAUUAUGUGAUAUGUCAAUUGAUAUAACCAGAGAUACUUUUAAGGAGGAGAUGGGGAAACUCCAGUGGAAUCGUAUUAAUGCUCAUUGUGUACGUUGCCCAUGUGUCGUCAAUGGGCCCGCGGUGCAUUCUCGGGGCGAUUCUGGGACAAGGAGAGCUCAAUUGGGUGCUGGGUCAAAAACCCAACAUUACAAAUCUUUUCCCGAGAUGUGAGAUAAUUAACUUGUUCUGUGUAAUAUCGUAUAGCUUUGGAAUCGUGACAUUACCUACUUUUGAGGAAGAUAGGCAGGUUUCUCGAUUCAUACCCUGACUUUGAGAAUUGCGUGACGAUUUGCUUAGCAACAGCGUGAUGCAGCUUGACAACGUGAAUGAGAUCGGUUAACAGUCUGCUGUUAUACGUUCCUCCAUUCAUAGCCCAAUGCGAUUCCCAUCUCCUCCUUUCUGUAAUAUCUCUAGUAUAACACCUAACAGGGCUUGAGUUCAGGCUGUGGAGUUCAGUGCACUACUAUUGGAGGCUGUAGCGCUGGAGGCCGGCACGCUACUGUACCACCGAACAAAUACCAAAAUGACCAGACAGUUGGAUAGUAAAGAUGCUACCCACCCACCUGCCAACCUUUCAUCUCAUUGUACAUCCUCGUAGUGCAGCGUUUCCCAAACUCAGUCCUACGGAUCCCACGAUGUGCACGUUUUGUUUUUUGCCCUAACACUAAACAGCUGAUUCCAAUGAUCAAAGCUUGAUGAUUAGUUGAAACCAAAACGUGCACCCCUUGGGGUCCUGAGGACCAUGUUUUGGAAACCCUGUCAUAGUGUUUCCAAACCUCCACCUCCAUUACAUAUUAUUUAUUUUGCUGUAAUUCAGGUUUAUUUAUUCAUUCGGAAAACAGAAACCCCCAAAUAUAUCAGCUUCACACCCGUCUGCGUUCCUCCUCUUUUUUGAUGUGUUAUAUAAAACACCUUUAGACAUCAUGACAAUGUACAUAUAUGAUCAUAUGGAGAAGUCUAAUGUGCCAUUUUUUAUCAAAUGAACAUGUGUAUUCUGUGUAGAUAGAUCGAUAGAUUUAUGGAAUCUGAAUCUUCCCAUCAUAGUUCUGAUGAAGCACAUACUCUACAAAUGAGCUGUGUAGGGGAUAGUGAAUGCAAUACCCAGAUCUCACCACUAGGUGGGGCAACCAACACCUAGAUCUCACCGCUAGGGGUCAGGACUGUGUGGUGGAUGAUGGGGCAAUUCCAAGAUCGUACCACUUGGUGGGGCAAUACCUAGAUCUCAACAGUAGGGGUCAGGUCUGUGUGGUGGAUGGUGGGGCAAUACCCAGAUCUAACCACUAGGUGGGGCAAUACCUAGAUCUAACCACUAGGGUUCAGGGCUGUGUGGUGGAUGGUGGGGGCAAUACCCAGAUCUAACCACUAGGUUGGGCAAUACCUAGAUCUCAACAUUAGGGGUCAGGUCUGUGUGGUGGAUGAUGGGGCAAUUCCCAGAUCGUACCACUUGGUGGGGCAAUACCUAGAUCUCAACAUUAGGGGUCAGGUCUGUGUGGUGGAUGAUGGGGCAAUUCCCAGAUCGUGCCACUUGGUGGGGCAAUACCUAGAUCUCAACACUAGGGGUCAGGUCUGUGUGGUGGAUGGUGGGCAAUACCCAGAUCUAACCACUAGGUGGGACAAUACCUAGAUCUCAACACUAGGGGUGAGGUCUGUGUGGUGGAUGGUAGGGCAAUACCCAGAUCGUACCACUAGGUGGGACAAUACCUAGAUCUAACCACUAGGGGUCAGGGCUGUGUGGUGGAUGGUGGGGGCAAUACCCAGAUCUAACCACUAGGUGGGGCAAUACCUAGAUCUCAACAUUAGGGGUCAGGUCUGUGUAGUGGAUGGUGGGGCAAUAUCCAGAUCUCACCACUCUAAGGGUCAGGCCUGCUCCUUGACUCCUACUACUUGAGAAUGAUGGCAACACUGGAGCUACUCAAGAGGAACUGAAGUCUAUUGAAUAGACGAGUGUUACUGGAAUAAGAACCAAGUUUGUGGGAGGAAAAAGUAUUUAUACUCCUUACUGGAACUACAAUGGAGAUCUCAACACUGGAAUUCCAACUACUGUAUGAACUAAACUCUUUAGUUUGCUAACAGUAAACUGGCCUCUGCAUCGCAUUAGAGCACUUCACACUGUGAAUGACUAAGGACUUAGUGAGUGGACUGAUUCCUCUUAGUGUGAAGUGAACAGUUCCAUGAAUUUGUAACAUACCAGACCCUGCUCCAAAAACAGUAUGAUGACAUUUCAAAGAGAACAUAGUUUCAUCAACCUAUUUUCAACCUCUUUCUGAUACUCUCUAAAUCGGGUUCUCAAAGUGGGGUCGUGGAGGUACAGUAAGGUUUAAGAGGACAGAUCUAAAAUAUAUACAGUACCUGUCAAAAGUUUGGACACACCUACUCAUUUGAGGAUUUUUCUUUAUUUUUACUAUUUUCUACAUUGUAGAAUAAUAGUGAAGACAUUAAAACUAUGAAAUAACACAUAUGGAAUAUUGGAGUAACCAAAAAAGUGUUAAACAAAUCCAAAUAUAUUUUAUAUUCUAAAAAAGUAGCCACACUUUGCCUUGAUGACAGCUUUGCAAACUCAACCAGCUUCACCUGGAAUGCUUUUCCAACAGUCUUGAAGGAGUUCCCACAUAUGCUGAGCACUUGUCUUGAAGGACUUCCCACAUAUGCUGAGCACCAGUUUGAUCAUAGCGCUUCAUGGUUUUUGUGACUGCACUUGUAAGAAACUUUUUCUUCGUUCUUGACAUUUUCCUCAUUAACUGACCUUCAUGUCUUAAAGUAAUGAUGGACUGUCAUUUCUCUUUGCUUAUUUUAGCUGUUCUUGCCAUAAUAUGGACUUGGUCUUUUACCAAAUAGGGCUAUAUUCUGUAUACCCCCCUACAAAUGUCCCAAAACAACUGAUUGGCUUAAACGCAUGAAGAAGGAAAGAAAUUCCACAAAUGAUCUUUUAACAAGGCACACCUGUUAAUUGAAAUGCAUUUUUUAUUUUACCUUUAUUUUACUAGGCAAGUCAGUUAAGAACAAAUUCUUAUUUUCAAUGACAGCCUAGGAACAGUGGGUUAACUGCCUGUUCAGGGGCAGAACGACAGAUUUUGUACCUUGUCAGCUCGGGGAUUUGAACUUACAACCUUUCGGUUGCUAGUCCAAUGCUCUAACCACUAGGCUACACUGCGGCCCCAUUCCAGGUGACUACCUCGUGAAGCUGUUUGAGAGAAUGCCAAGAGUGUGCGAAGCUGUUAUUAAUUAAGGCGAAGGGUGGCUACUUUGAAGAAUCUCAAAUAUAACAUAUAUUUUGAUUUGUUUAACACUUUUUUAACACAUGGGCAUGUGAGGCUCACAGGGAUAUUGGAAUCCACAGUACUCUACCAAUGAUACAUUUUUCAACUCAUUACUAUUCCCCCAAACUGUUUUAUUUAAAACCUAAAUGCACUGUAAUUGAAGCUUUAAAACUGCUAAGUUUUCUCUCUGACUCAUGGAAAAUUGUGUAGACUUGCAGGAUAUUCGUUUUAAAGUUAAAAAAAAAAUUAUAUCGCUACCUCAUGGCAAAAUGUGUACAAUUGCAGGAAAUUAGCUUGAAAACUGCAAAAAAAAUCUCUCAGAUGAGAAGAGGUGGGCCUUUGAAAUGUUAUUUCCCAUGGUGCUUUCAAGACAACUGGGAACUCUGAAAAAAACUAGGUCAAAUCGUGACGUCAUUGAUCUUAUGAUCGGAAAGUCAGAGCUCUAGGAGGCUCGAGUUUUUUUCAGAGCUCCCAGAUGUCUUGAACGCACUGAAGUCUGAGGUCGGAGAUUUCCGAGUACAGAGUUCUGAGCUCCCAGUUGUCUUGAAUGCAGCAUUUGUUCAUCCAGCCGUGGAGACUACUGCAGAUGUCUCUGAUGAAUUUGCUAACACAAAAGGGGUCCCCGACCCCAAAAAGUAUGAGAACCCCUACUCUAAAUAACUAAAGUAAAACCCACACGCUGCCUAGAUUUUCGCAACCCUACCAGCUUCUACCCGAUUGUCUCAAAGCUGGCAAAUAAUAUGGCCAUAUCUUUUCAGAUGAUUCUGUUUGUGUUUUAUGCCCUGUGAUUAUGAAAUGGCUCGUUUUCUGUGAUUGGAAAAUGUAUCCCACUACCUGUGUACACUGAAACAUGUGAAGAAAGAUGCAGAAUCUGAAAGAGAGGAUUAUAUUUGUGUGCAGGUUCAUCAUUGACUCAGUUUCGCCACAGUACUUACACAAUUACUGAGAUUACAAACGUUCCACUAGAACAGAUACAUACCUCAAUACAGUCCAACCGUUUUGGAUUUAAUAUUUCUGUUUCACAGAUACCUUUACAUCAGUUUUUUUAAAGGACAUUGACAUACAGUACCAGUCAGAAGUUUGGACACACCUACUCAUUCCAGGGUUUUUCUUUAUUUUUACUAAUUUCUACAUUGUAGAAUAAUAGUGAAGAUAUCAGAACUAUGAAAUAACACAUAUGGAAUCAUGUAGUAACCAAAAAAGUGUUAAACAAAUCAAAAUAUAAAAGUAGCCACCCUUUGCCUUGAUGAAAGCUUUGCGCACUUUUGGCAUUCUCUCAACCAGCUUCAUGAGGAAUGCUUUUCCAACAGUCUUGAAGGAGUUCCGACAUAUGCUGAGGACUUGUUGGCUGCUUUCCCUUCACUCUGCGGUCCAACUCAUCCAAAACCAUCUCAAUUGGGUUGAUAUCAGGUGAUUGUGGAGGCCAGGUCAUCUGAUGCAGCACUCCAUCACUGUCCUUGUUCAAAUAGCCCUUACACAGCCUGGAGGUGUGUUGGGUCAUUGUCCCGUUGAAAAACAAAUGAUAGUCCUACUAAGCGCAAACCAGAUGGGAUGGCGUAUCGCUGCAGAAUGCUGUGGAUGCCAUGCUGGUUAAUUGUUCCUUGAAUUGACCGUGAAGGUCUGAUUGUUUCCUCUGAAGAGUUGAUGUUGAGAUGUGUCUGUUACUUGAACUCUGUGAAUAAUUUAUUUGGGCUGCAAUCGGAGGUGCACUUAACUCUAAUUAACUUAUUCUCUGCAGCAGAGAUAACUCUGAGUCUUACUUUUCCGUGGCGGUCCUUAUGAGAGCCAGUUUCAUCAUAGCGCUGGAUGGUUUUUGCGACUGCACUUGAAGAAACUUUCAAAGUUCUUUACAUUCUCCGCAUUGACUGACCUUCAUGUCUUAAAGUAAUGAUGAACUGUCGUUUCUCUUUGCUUAAUUGAGCUGUUCUUGCAAUAAUAUGGACAUGUUCUUUUUUCCCAAAUAGGGCUAUAUUCUGUAUACCGCCCUACCUUGUCACAACACAACUGAUUGGCUCAAACACACUCCAAAUGUACAUUUAACAAGGCACAACUGUUAAUUGAAAUGCAUUCCAGGUGACUACACCAUGAAGCUGGUUGAGAGAAUGCCAAGAGUGUGCAAAGCUGUCCUCAAGGCAAAGGGUGGCUACUUUGAAGGAUCUCAAAUAUAAAAUAUAUUUUGAUUUGUCUAACACCUUUUUGGUUACUACAUGAUUCCAUAUGUGUUAUGUCAAAGUUUUGAC
Oncorhynchus masou masou (cherry salmon) is the source of this 9945-nucleotide messenger RNA. RefSeq names its product neurabin-1-like. The record is from RefSeq and is a predicted model, not a curated record. NCBI's taxonomy places the organism in Eukaryota, Metazoa, Chordata, Actinopteri, Salmoniformes, Salmonidae. Gene Ontology annotation, biological process: actin filament organization; neuron projection development; calcium-mediated signaling. Gene Ontology annotation, cellular component: cytoplasm; actin cytoskeleton; postsynaptic density. The transcript has 20 exons. Gene Ontology annotation, molecular function: actin filament binding. The coding region runs from base 736 to 4296 and encodes 1186 amino acids.